Molecule: messenger RNA, 360 nt
Organism: Trichobilharzia szidati
Lineage: Eukaryota; Metazoa; Platyhelminthes; Trematoda; Strigeidida; Schistosomatidae
Source: the annotation of a GenBank genome assembly
GAAGCUCUUUGUGAAAUGAAUGAUGAAUUGCAAGAGAAUAGUCGUCAAACAAAACUUGAACUACUUGAAGAAAUUGAACGAGCCAACAGUCAAAUUAAUCAACUUGUACGUCAUUUAGAUGCGACACGUGAAACAAUUGCAGACUAUGAACAAACUCUUGGUAAAUUUAGAGAUUUAGUCUCUGAUUUACAAACACAAAAUACUGAUCUACGUAGGUCAUUAGCGGAUGAAAAACGCCUACAGGAAGAACAACAGCAACAAAAUGCCUAUCGUACAGUUGCAACAGAUCUUGUCGGUUCUACAGCUGCAUUUAUGGGGGGUAAAUUUGGAUUAGGCUCUCAAGUACAAACUCUUGCUAAA